AUGAUAACGAAGGCAGUAGAAGCUAGUGGAACAGUUACUAUUACAACUGUAACCCAGCAACUAUUUCGAACAAAGAUGGAUUUUAAUGAAUGUUUCAUUCAUCCAAAGUCAUUCUCUUUAGACCCUAACAUUUAUACAGAACUUGUAGAACAUUAUACAAACGAGGCUUUAUGUUUUCCUGUUAAAGUUAUGGAUUGGAUUCCUAUGGACGGUUCAUUCUCAAAGAAUACAGAUAGUUCAAGUGCAACAUUUACAGCAGCUUAUACGCCUAUUAAUGUUAAAAGUAUUUGGGCACUAUUUAGAAAGAAAGACAACUAUUAUGUUAAUUUUGAGAACCCUAAGUUUAAAUAUCUUCAGCUUUCCAUGGGAGCUUAUGGAAAUAUGCCUGCAGAACCUGAAAAAUCAUAUGGACCUGUAUUUUAUGAAAUGGUUGCGAACGCUUGCAAUACAAACAAUGAUAUGAUAGGAUUUAAUGAAGAUGUUAUGAGGUCAUUGGUGGAUGAUGGUAGUGUGGAACAUAAAUGGGAUAGCUAUGACAACACACAUUUCUUAUGUGGUUUUCCAACAGAAGUGGACUUUUGCUUCCAGCAAGGUCAAACAUCUACUGCUCCAAUAA
Messenger RNA from Trichomonas vaginalis G3, 616 nucleotides. RefSeq lists its product as uncharacterized. The record is from RefSeq and is a predicted model, not a curated record. The transcript has a single exon. The annotation marks the transcript as partial. NCBI's taxonomy places the organism in Eukaryota, Parabasalia, Trichomonadida, Trichomonadidae.